CCAAAUGUUGCCCCCUCAAUCGUCAUUGGCGAUGGAGCAAAGAAAGAUGAGGACGACUGUCGAGAGGCUGGAUAAACCCAGCACGUAUUAUUUGGGAAAGAAUAAGAGACGAAAACUGGGUCAAGGUCGGGAGGAGCCAGAUGAGAAGAUUGAAGCCGAAGAUCCUUUAAAGGAUGCCACUACUCUUUACGUUGGGAAUUUAUCCUUUUACACCACUGAAGAACAAAUUCACGAACUUUUCGCCAAAUGCGGCGAGAUCAAGCGACUAGUGAUGGGCCUUGACCGAUUCGCAAAAACUCCAUGCGGCUUCUGCUUUGUUGAAUAUUACACGCAUCAGGAUGCCCUCGACUGCAUGAAAUACAUUGGAGGCACAAAGUUGGAUGAAAGAAUAAUCAGGACUGAUUUGGACCCUGGAUUUCAGGAAGGAAGACAAUAUGGUCGGGGUAAGUCUGGCGGCCAAGUGAGAGACGAAUACAGAGAUGAAUACGACCCUGGCCGCGGGGGAUACGGUCGUGCAAUCGCAGAAGAGAGACGCCGGGAGGAAGAACAAUAUGGAAGAGGCAGGUAG
Molecule: messenger RNA, 568 nt
Organism: Coccidioides posadasii C735 delta SOWgp
Lineage: Eukaryota; Fungi; Ascomycota; Eurotiomycetes; Onygenales; Onygenaceae
Gene: CBC2
Product: nuclear cap binding complex subunit
Biological process (GO): mRNA cis splicing, via spliceosome
Cellular component (GO): nuclear cap binding complex
Molecular function (GO): RNA cap binding
Source: RefSeq, a predicted model, not a curated record